Molecule: messenger RNA, 2121 nt
Organism: Magallana angulata
Lineage: Eukaryota; Metazoa; Mollusca; Bivalvia; Ostreida; Ostreidae
Exons: 6
Coding region: 114-1001 (295 amino acids)
Source: RefSeq, a predicted model, not a curated record
AUAACAUCUUUUGGAAGAUUUCCACUCCCCCUUGAUCCACCCGCUGGUGCUCUAGAAUCGACGGAAGGUCUCUGACGCCACAGGUAUUUGAUAACCUGGAUAGAAGAGCCGGUAUGAUGUCUGUUUCAUUAUCUUUAUCGUUUACCAGUUUUUUGCUGAUUUUUUCGCACGUAGCUUUAGCAUCUGGAUAUGAGACCACAUAUGAAUUUGGAGCGGACUGUCCCAUAUUUACUAAAGAUGUAGAUGAGGGGAAUGAAAUAUACAUUGAAUACAAAGGAAAAGAUGUUGAAUCUUAUUGCGAUGACUUGAAAUUCCGUGGAAGAGGAAAUGACAUUUUAGACGAGUAUUCAGUGUGUGUGACUCCUCUUUAUUUCAAUGACGAUGAUUGUGCAGUCGAAAUAGACAUCAAAACAUCUUUUAAUGGAGUCACUAAACACAAAAUAACAUGCACUGAUAACACUGCCAAUUACUGUGGACCACAAGAUGAAACUCUUUACAUAGUGUUCAAAAAACGCUUUGGGAAAUCUACAAGAAAUGCAAAUUUUAAGCUAAAGAUCACAACAAAGAAAGAAUAUGAUUAUGAUGAAUCUCAUGCAUCUCUGAUUGGUGCCAUAGUUGGGGGCAUCAUUGGCGGUAUCGUUCUCCUCACAGUAUGCAUUGCUAUAUUUUGCUGGUGUGUGUGUAGACGAAAACCAACUCAGGGUAGAGUAUUCAAUCCUGCACAGGGAUAUCCGGUUACAGGAAACCCGUAUGUCGUCCAUGCUGCUCAAACACAACAGAACACGAUGACAACUCCCUCCAGUAUUUCCUCUCCAGGGGUUUAUCCAAUGGCAUCAUAUCCAGAACCAGGGGGACCUACAAAUCCACAGACACAUGGAAACAAUCUGUCCGAUCCACCACCAAACUAUGACGCAGUAACGGAGUCAUCAUCCUCACACGUUUAUGAUACAAUUCAAGAAUCGUCCAGACCGUCCACUAAUAACGAAGUCGUACGCAAAUGAUUUUCAAAUAUAUGCCUGUCGACUUUUUUGUUUGUUUGAAAAAAAAAUCAUGACUAGGAAUUAGGACAUAUAUUUCUAUAAUAACUCUUAAUUUUUGUUUGCAAAAACAAGUAAAACUUUAAGUUUUAAGAAAAUAUUGAUCAUAUUGUGUAUAGAUUUUAUGGCUGAUUUCAAAAAUUGCCCAAUGAUUAUAUUUCUGUUAUUAAAGACUCUUCAUAGAAAACAUGUAUAAAUAAAAUCUUGCAAAUUUGUCAUAACAGUUAGAAAAAAUAGGAGAAUAGCUACUAUUUGGUGUUUUAUGCUAACAUAUAGUAUCAAACUUGAACAGACGUGAAUAACGAUUGUACAAUUUAAAUAUAAUGUGUCUUCUUUUUAUAAGUCAUGUAAUGAUUAAACUUCUUGUACAAAAUUCUUUUCGAGUUUCAAACAUUAAUUUCGCAUUUUCUCUCCUUAAAAAGUUAAUGAAAAGGAAAACAUGACCUUAUGGUGAUAAUUUUCAAUAAAAAGGCAAUGUGUUCUACUAAAAAGCCAUUGAGUCAUCGGAACUCCAAGUUCAAUAUUGUGAUAGUUGCUUCUCCUUUCAAUGAGUUCUCUUUCAUUAAUAUAGGAAUAUAAAACCUUCAAAUAGAAAAACAACAAUUGCAAAAUCUUGCCAUGAUUUUAUGAUUGUUAAUUUUAAGAAACCUUUGUGCCAUUAAUGCUUUUUAUAUUUUUGAAAGUGACCAAAUUGAGUUUAAUUUCAAUAUCUUAAUGAUAAAAUUACAAUAUUUCCAAUUUCUUUUUGUAUUUUUCGCUUUUUUACUACCACAAUGAUCUGUUAUGGAUGAUGCGGACUUUCUGAUCAACUCAACUAUUAACUAAUCCCAUACAUGUUUCUUUUGUAAGAUAACUUUAAACUAUUAAAACUUAUCAAAGAUAUCAAACAUUUACUUUGUAUUUGUAAUCAAACGAGCAUUAUAUCAAGAUCGUUUUUAUUACGUAUUUAAUAAUCACAAUAUUUUAACUUUGGAUGAAAGCUAUAGCAUGUUUUGAUAUUUCAAGCCUUCAAUAAAUAUUUUUGCAUAAUUUCUGUAUUAUCUUGUCCAAAAUUUAAUUUAAUUAAAAUUAGACCUUUCUUAUC